ACCAAGCCAGCCAGCCAUCCAUCCCAGCAUAGGAGUAUUAUUUAGCUCGAUCGAGCUCAAUCUACUAUCUGCUUAAUUACACGGUUUCUGAUCGUCGCAAUUAAUGGCGAACCACGGCGCCGCGGCCCUCCUCCUGAUCGCGUCCGUCCUCGCGGCGGCCGCCCUCUCCGGGGCGGACGCGCGGCUGACGGUGCGGCCCAACAUGGCGGCGGCCCUCCGCGCGGCCAACGGGAGGUUCGCCGUGCGCCCCGGCACGAAGGUCACCCUGCGGCGCGACGCGCAUGGAGGGUACGUGGUGGACGUCGCGGCGGUGCCGGACCUGACGUGCAACACGGUGCGCGGGGUGCAGGCGGACGAGACGUGCUUCUCCGUGGCGCAGGGCGCGGGGCUGACCCAGGACCAGUUCCUCGCCUUCAACCCCAACAUCAACUGCGCCAAGAUCUUCGUCGGCCAGUGGGUCUGCCUCGACGCUACUACAUCCGCCUGAGUGCUAUGCCAUGCCUGCCUCUUGCUAGCUUUGAAUAAGGAGCUCGAUCGGUUUCGUUCUCUAUCUGUCGUUGCGUUCCUCUCCAGAUCGUCGGCUGGUUUUGUCUGCCGCAACUUUUCUGUAUUCCCGCAGUGAUAGAUGCGUGUCGUCGUCAAUCUGUCCCUGCAACAUAUUUUCCAUGAAAAAAAAACUGGUUUCAUCGGUU
Messenger RNA from Zea mays, 692 nucleotides. RefSeq names its product lysM domain containing protein. The record is from RefSeq and is marked provisional. Gene Ontology annotation, molecular function: chitin binding. Lineage: Eukaryota; Viridiplantae; Streptophyta; Magnoliopsida; Poales; Poaceae.